UAGACUGUCUUUGCUUCAUCAUCUGAAGGCAAAAUUUUCCAGAUACGGCAGACGGCUCUCCGAGUACAAUACACAGGGAAUGAGGACUAUUUACAUGGAAAUUUCUGCCUCGUGAUGCCGCGGAGAAGCCUCGGCCGCUCGAUUCUGCCAGAUGUUCCCGGGGUUACUGUAAAAGGGAAAAAGAGGCAGAGCUAAACAAGGUUCAUGAUUUCAAAGUGCCUGUGUGAAGUCACUUUCGCUGGAAACUGCAGCCUGAGCUCUUGUCGGGUUCAAAUCGUUCUUCCCUCAAAUGCACGGUGCCCCGACCUUACGGUGGAUGAAGAUACCUCAAUUGUCUGACUUUGCCAACUGCUCAAUUUCAGAAUUUAGAAGGGCGGAAGGAAAGAGAAACCUUGCCAAGAUCUGAACGUCUAGGUGGCUUAUUCUCCAACACCGUCAGUACCUGCGAGUGUCAGAACUGAAUAUCCCCCCCAAGGAGCGAGUGCCAUGAUAAUGAAGUCACUUUAUUAAAAACAGUUGUGUCUGCAGAUUGGUCAAGAGACUCAGACAUUUGCGGCCAGAGAUGACACUGAGUGUGCUUCUGCUGCGGCCCACGGUCUUCAAGUGGGGCAUAUUGAUUGGUGAGUGAUUGCCUGCCGAUAAAUUCUCUCCUCACUGCUUCCUGGAUUGGACCUCACUAAGCCAUUGAUCACUCACCUUCAGACUCACAUGUGGGGUUUUUCACAACAGUAGUCUCGGAAUCAUUGAGACCUGGAUUGAUUACAUCAUUUGACACAAACAAACAGAAUCCAAGUCGCUCGAGCAUCAUGGCUUUGAACGUGGCCCCCGUCAGAGACACAAAAUGGCUGACGUUGGAGGUCUGUAGGCAGUUCCAGAGGGGCACGUGCUCGCGCUCCGACGAGGAGUGCAAGUUUGCUCACCCGCCCAAGAGCUGCCAGGUGGAGAACGGAAGAGUCAUUGCCUGCUUUGACUCCCUAAAGGGCCGUUGUUCAAGAGAAAACUGCAAGUAUCUUCAUCCUCCAACACAUUUAAAAACUCAACUAGAAAUUAAUGGGAGGAACAAUUUGAUCCAGCAAAAAACUGCUGCAGCGAUGCUGGCCCAGCAGAUGCAAUUUAUGUUUCCAGGAACCCCACUCCAUCCAGUGCCCACUUUUCCUGUAGCUCCCGCAAUAGGGACAAAUACGGCGAUUAGCUUUGCUCCUUACUUAGCACCUGUAACCCCUGGAGUUGGGUUAGUCCCAACGGAAAUUCUACCCACCACACCUGUCAUUGUUCCCGGAAGUCCACCCGUCACUGUCCCGGGCUCAACUGCAACUCAGAAACUUCUCAGGACUGACAAACUGGAGGUAUGCAGGGAGUUCCAGCGAGGAAACUGUGCCCGGGGAGAGACCGACUGCCGCUUUGCACACCCCGCAGACAGCACCAUGAUCGACACAAACGACAACACCGUAACCGUUUGUAUGGAUUACAUAAAGGGGCGUUGCAUGAGGGAGAAAUGCAAAUAUUUUCACCCUCCUGCACACUUGCAGGCCAAAAUCAAAGCGGCGCAGCACCAAGCCAACCAAGCGGCGGUGGCCGCCCAGGCAGCCGCGGCCGCGGCCACAGUCAUGACUCAGUCGACUGCCAAAGCAAUGAAGCGACCUCUCGAAGCAUCUGUAGACCUGGCCUUUCCCCCCGGUGCUCUUCACCCUUUACCAAAGAGACAAGCACUUGAAAAGAGCAACGGCGCCAGCACCGUGUUCAACCCCAGCAUGCUGCACUACCAGCAGGCUCUCAGCAGCGCCCAGCUGCAGCAGCACGCCGCGUUCAUCCCGACAGAUGAGAAAACUGAGGCCCCCUAAAUGUGAGGUGACUUCCCAAGGUGGCACAGCCAAUGAGACAAAGACCCGGCACCUAGAUUCCCUGUGACCUGUCCGACGUACCAUGACGCGACCCCACCGGGCUUCCGUAUGUGGAGUCACAGAGUUCUCCCUUACAGCUCGGCAGACGUAAAGCAUCAGAUGAAAGUGAAGAAAGAGAGUGCAAAGCCUGUGAACCCCCUUGUUUUUCACCCACCUCGACCCCAGACCUACAUACGCCACAUACACACACACAGUCACCGCGCAUCGGCCAUGGUACUGACGUCUCAGUCUGUGUUAGAAGCAGGGAUAAUGUCCUCAAAAUCAAUAAAAUCUCCUAGUGUUUAAAAAAAAAUGAAGAAGAAUCAGAGAGUAACAUAGGCUUUUGUGAGAAGACUGUCCGUUGACUUCUCAGUUUGGAAGUCAACAUUUUCAUGCCAGGAGAGUGACUUGAAGGUAAACAUAGAUAACAGUUUCAUCAGAAAGAGCUUGUUGGUCCUAAUCCACAUGGUUGGACUUUUAAAAUUUAUUUUCCAUUUCUUUUAAAUCCUGUAGCAUAUCAGGAAUUAACGUAGGAGGGAGCAGAAUCGCUAUUUCUAUGGUAUUCUUUGUAUGAAAGCUACACUUUGAAAUGAAUUGUCAACCUGUUAACAGUAUUUAUUGUAGUAAAGGUAUAAGUUAUGUAAGAAAAUGGUUCUUAGUGUUUAGUUUUCAUAUUUUACUUCCACUCUUCUCUUACGUAGAUUCAUAGACCUGCAGAGUGAGUUUCUAUAUCAGUGCUUGUUGGGGCUUCCCCCCUAUUCGAUUACAACCUUAAGUAGUGGCAUUUCAGUGCAGACAGAGCACAGCAGGAUUUGUAAUUGUGAUCCACUAGAUAUAACAUGUUUGUGAAAUAAUUACGAGUAGGUAAACUUACCUCGAGGUCUUGUAGGAUUCCUAGAAGUGUCUUAUUUUAUAGACCUCAUCACUAGAUAUUUUAAGAGAAACAAAUCAGGGAAGAAUGUACCGAGGGGUAAAACAUAAAAGGACAAGUCUGUUUUUGGAGACUGGGUAAUAAUUUCAGAACAAUUUCCUGGGAAUGCCUUUGAAACCCUUGAACUUAGUUGUGUAAAAAUGCAAAGGCCUCUUACCUCGUAUUUAACACUUCAAUCCAAUAAUGACUACUCUGUUAAAUCACUGAAAGAACCCUCCCUUAAAAAUAUUUCACCUGGAAACCAUUUAAAGACUUCCAAAGCAAGAAUGGAUAACAUCCCUUAUGCAGUGGCCUAAUUAUUGUUAAUGAAAUGAUUGUCUCCAGGACAGAUAGGCCGUACUAGUUGUUGUGGUUGAGUACUUCCGCCCCCUGCUGGAUUCUUUAAGAACUGGCCAAGUGUGUCCGGCAACCCUCAAUUGUGUGGACUUUGGGAGCCGCAAAGUGGGUCCUAGCCCACUUAAUUCUGUGAAUUACAAGUGUUUCCAUCUGGACCAUGAUAUCAACAUCAUAGUGAACAACCAUGUGGCCCUCGUGCUCAGAAAUGGUAUUUCAACUUCUAAGAAGUUUUCACAUGUUUUUCUUCAAUGAUGAAAGAAUAAUUUUCUCAAAAGGCACUUAGUGUAAUCUUUCCCCCCACUUAAAUCCUGGACAGAAAUUUUAGUGUUUAUCUUGGCUCUAGUUUUUAUUUCAGGCUUUCUUUCUCAUAAAUCAUAUUUUCAACUUAAUUUUAAAAUGGGAAUUAUAAUGAUCAUUGUUAAUCACCGUGUCUUAAACGUCUGCAAAUUAAGUGAUGAUGUUCAAAAAUAAGUUUUGUAACUGGACAGAUGGGUGGGCCCAUUAUUUUUAACAUGAAAGAUUUUGAUUUUCUAGAAAUACUUUAUAUUAAUAUUUAUUAUAUAUAGUGAACAAAAAGCAUUUCGGGUUCUCCUGGAGGCCACCCUUUACUGAAAAGUCAUUCCUAGUGGACUUUGGGGGGUUGGUUUUUUUCAAGAUCCCUAACUUCAAUUUCUUUUUUUCCCCACUGAGGCAUAAUGGACAUGGGACACGAUCAGUUUCAGGUGUACAACAUAAUGAUCUGAUAUUUGUGUACACUGUGAAAUGAUGGCCACUGUAUGUCUACCAAUCAUCUGUCUCCCGUAGUGAAGUUUUUGGAUAUGUUACUAAAACUCUCCCAUUGACACAGUAUGAAUUUGGAUUUUACGAAUCCUGCUGUGGAGAUAGUUAAUGUAAAAUACCAUGCAAAAUAUGGGCUGCUUCUCCCAAACCAUGCUGAUAUAAUCAUCACCUUGGUUGAUGCCCUCGGACGUUUGUGGU
Molecule: messenger RNA, 4125 nt
Organism: Suricata suricatta (meerkat)
Lineage: Eukaryota; Metazoa; Chordata; Mammalia; Carnivora; Herpestidae
Gene: MBNL2
Product: muscleblind like splicing regulator 2
Exons: 8
Coding region: 807-1841 (344 amino acids)
Molecular function (GO): metal ion binding
Source: RefSeq, a predicted model, not a curated record